UAAGUUGUUUUUGUUGGUGGGACCCGAAAUCCACAAAAGAGCUUAAUUAUUUGGGAGUUCUUCUCCAUAUGCGCGUGGCGUUGAAUAUACGCUAGAAAAAACCAGACACCUAUAAAUUUCUCUGGUUCUUCUCAAGCUUUUGCAGCACACACAGGCAGUUUGCUUCAGUUUUUUUUUUCCUUGUGAGAUAGUGAAUUCACUACAAGUACCGUUGAUUAAGAAUCGUAGUUUGUCUCUAUAUCAUCGCUUCUGCCCUGAAAAUGCCGGAAGAUUUUUAUACCGAACGCCCUCUUUUUGGUGGCGCGAUCAGUAGCGCUUUCCCCGUUAGGUUUCAGGAUGUGAGCAACAUCCGUCAAGUUCCUGAUCAUCAGGAGGUGUUUGUUGACCCUGCACGAGAUGAGAGCUUGAUAUUCGAGUUGUUGGAUUUUAAGCAUGAUGUUGGAGACGUUGGAAGUGCAGCAUGGUUUCUUCAGGAUCUUGCAACUGAACAGGAUGCUGAAGGGUGCACGAUGAUAGAACAGUCAGGAGUGAUUGAGGCCCCUGGCUUGUGCCACAGGGGUAUACCAGCCGUUGUUACCACUGCAGUUGGCCAGAUGGCAAUUUCUAAGGGACGGCAGGGAAGGGAAGCUCAAAAUAUUGUGAAGGUCUAUCUGGCAAAUCUGCGUCUCAAGGAAGUCGGUACGGAUGUGCUGGUAACUGCAUAUGAACCUAUCUUAAUAAACCCCUUGAGUGAAAGUGCGAGAACAGUGGGUGCUGGUUUAGCUGCUCCAGCUGCACAAUCUGGAUUCUUGCCAAUGGCAGAGGUCUUCAAACUCGCCGUUUCUACCUUCAAAGUCUACGACUGGAGCCUUUUUGGUGCUGCUGCUUGAGAUUUUGUUUUAGGGGCAAACAAGUUCCCUUGCUUGAAGAAAGUAGAAAUAUAGGUACUUCAGCUAUUUUGAUUUUUUAAUGAGCUGGUGUCCUUUACCUGGUUCAUUUCUGGGAAACUUCAUUGGAUAUUAGUGUCUUUUCUCUGUUUUAAGCUCUCGGAGACAAAUUAUGUGACUUUUUCUCUGGUGCAGUAGAAGUAAUUCUCUUGUAUAGGUUGUGGGAAUUGUGAUCCUGCUUAUUUUUGUGUGGUUACUGUUAUUCAAUUUUAGUUUUCUAUUAUUUUCUGGACAACAA
Molecule: messenger RNA, 1164 nt
Organism: Tripterygium wilfordii
Lineage: Eukaryota; Viridiplantae; Streptophyta; Magnoliopsida; Celastrales; Celastraceae
Product: ran guanine nucleotide release factor
Exons: 8
Coding region: 261-869 (202 amino acids)
Biological process (GO): protein import into nucleus
Cellular component (GO): nucleus
Molecular function (GO): guanyl-nucleotide exchange factor activity; small GTPase binding
Source: RefSeq, a predicted model, not a curated record